GAAUAAUUGAGAUCAACUGAUUCUUGACACCCUCUCCAUAGUGUAACAAACAAGUUCUUGGUUGGAUCAAGGCAUGCGUAUGGAGGGCCAUAUCGUGAAGAAAAUGCUCAAGUAGAAUUGAUUAUUUAUAUGAUAGUCACGAAUUGUUACAGUAAGUAACAGUACAGGUGGAAAGAUAGAAAUCCUUUCGAAUUUCAUUAAUUUUACAACUUAUAUAUGAUUUUUUCCUAGAAUGGUAUGGUAGAUUGUAUUUAUUAGAAAACAAUAAUCACUUUUACCUAACAAUUUUUUAACUAACUGGAGGCCAUAAUAUUGGGAUCGGAUGGGUUACUAACCCCCUACACUGUUAGCACCUUGCUAACCCUGUAGUACGGUUGCGUUUUGUACUUUUGCCUGAUUAAAGGAGUUAUGCCGCCAGAGCAUUUUCGUCAAUUGGAUUAUUUGAUGAUGGCAGGCCAUGAAACCAGGCGGAUACGGAUGCGGUUUUUGUGGUGGGAUCCCAACAGUCAAAAGCUUGAGUUUUUUUUAUCUUCCCUCUUUACUCUGUAGCGGUCGGAGUUCUUCCCCUAGCGAAGCCGCCGAUUUGUUGCAGUCCUUCCCGGCUUUGAAGGCUCCGUCGCCAGCGGCCUUUGUCAAGGUUGUCUCGCCUGCACUACCCUCCACUCUUCCCACCUCGUCGCCGCCCUCCGCUCUUCCCACCUCGUCCCCCCCCCCCCCCCCCUCGCUCCUCCGAUCUCGUCGCGACCGUAGACACCUUCGACGGCCUCACUUUCAGCCGAUCUCGUCUUCGUUCCGGCCACCGCCUUAGGUAGUAGUCAAACCUCGUCAAUCGUCUUUCUUCUUCUCUUUUGGGCGCAAUUGGAUGUCACCGCCCUGACUCUGAUUUUUUUUUUUUGGAUCAAGAUCUGCCUUUUAGGGAGGUUGCGUGUAGGUUUCUGGAUCCUUGCUUCGAUUUGGUUUUUGAUCGCAGUGAGAUUAAUUUUCUUUUUCUUUUCCGACGAUGUUCAGUUUGCAAAUAAGACGGUGAAGAGUCUAGUAUAUUCAGGUGGUAGUGUUUUCGCGUGUGAUUAGUAGUGUUUCGUUGGUGGUGAUUCGUGUUAGGUUAGACCUGACCGCCAAGUGAGUCAGGCCUUUUAGGCUGGUAGUGAUUCGUGUUCUGAUUAGUAGUGCUUUUAUUUUGGUUUGGUAUUUUUUCCUAAAUGAAGGAGUAGUAUUUCCCUUGUUUGUCAUUUCUAGGGGUGGUAAUCGGUCGGUAUCGGUUAAACCGGUUACCGUUUGACCGGUUAUCGGUGUACCGAAAAUUCCAAUACUGCUAUCGUUUUCCGAUACCGAGUAUAUUUCGGUAAACCGCUUACCGAUUGGGACGGUGUCGGUUUUUGAGCCGGUUUCCCGAGUUACCGCAGUCCGCAAAGGUCUCUUCGACUUCCAAUCCUCUAUCUGACCUUCACGACACCAUUCUCACCUCGACCUCUGGACCUGCAGGCUGCAACCAUGAUGACGGAAAUAUAGUCUCCCUACUCUUACAUAUGUGUUGCAAGAUUUGCAUGAUGGAUUUGGGGUGGGGGAUUUUUUGGGCUAAAGUCGAUGGCGGUGUUCUUGAAGAGUUGAAGAUGAAGAGAUAGAUUUGGGCAUUUGGCGUCUCCAUCAUCGCCGUUUUCAGAGAGAUAAAUCGGGGAGGUAAAUCGCAGUAAAUUGGGGAGAUAGAUCGCAGUCAAUCGGAGUCACCGCCAUCACCGUCGGCCUAUGUCUCUAGCUCCAUUGUCAAUCCGCGCUCCCGCCACUGCUGCAUGUCACCGCCGCGUUCCUAAUCACUGGCCAAGCGAAGCAAAUCAGGCAAUGAGAGCACCGGAUCUGAUUCUGCGUUCGGGAGGGAGAGCGAAGCACUGGAUCGGCUUCUGGUUCUCCACAAUGGCAGAGGUGACGGCGGCAGAGGUUACAGCGGCAGAUGACAGAGUAUCCGGGACGGGUGCCGGCGCGGAGGCGGUUGGUGGAGGCAGGGAAGGAGAUGCUUACAUAGCGGGGUCACCUCCCGUGGCGUUUCUUCCAAUUGAGAGAGAAGAGAAGGAGCGGGGAAGGAGACGAAGAGAAGAGAUUAGAGAGAAGGUUUGGCGGCGGGAGUGAGGCAGGCAAGCAGGGGAAGCGAGUUAAUUAGGUUUGGCUCGGUAUUCUCGGUAUUACCGGGAAACCGACGGUUAGAUACCAUAUAUAUCUCGGUAUACCAAUAGUUGAAAUGUUGCUACCGUGUACCGGUACCGGCGGUUAACCGGAUACCGGCGGUUACCGGUUCGGUAUCCGGUUAAACCGUUAACCGGACAACCGGUUACCACCCCUAGUCAUUUCCAUUCCAUUUCCAUUCCCAUCUGAUCCCCAGGAGUAUGCCCCAUGUUUGGUCUUAUGCAGAAGUAUUUCCAUUCCAUUUCAAAAACAGUAUUUUAAAAACUCUACUGACUUGCAAAACGCUACACAUGCAAUACCCUACACAAGCAUUAGCACGCCAUUCCCAAAACGCUACACACGCAUUCGUAAAAAUCACUACUACCAAAAUAUUACACUUCAAUAUCACAACACUACAUAUUCUCAAUUCAAACUUCAACAAAAACACUACCAUAGGUACACAUCAAACCACCAGUAAAGACCCUACAUAUUUACAACAACGGUGAUCAAUAAAAACACUACAAUUUA
Molecule: messenger RNA, 2682 nt
Organism: Linum trigynum
Lineage: Eukaryota; Viridiplantae; Streptophyta; Magnoliopsida; Malpighiales; Linaceae
Source: the annotation of a GenBank genome assembly